Nelumbo nucifera (sacred lotus) is the source of this 1985-nucleotide messenger RNA. Its product is annotated as pyruvate kinase 1, cytosolic. NCBI's taxonomy places the organism in Eukaryota, Viridiplantae, Streptophyta, Magnoliopsida, Proteales, Nelumbonaceae. The record is from RefSeq and is a predicted model, not a curated record. Gene Ontology annotation, molecular function: magnesium ion binding; pyruvate kinase activity; potassium ion binding. Gene Ontology annotation, biological process: glycolytic process.
AAUGGAGAGUGAAAGUGAAAGUCAGAAAGUAAUACAAUAGCAUAUUCUGCCCGCGUGCGUCUCUGUUGCUUCAUCGAUCUCAUUCGAAGGCGGAUUCAUCCCGUCGAAGGAUUCGAGCUCCGUCUCCGCUUCUUCUUUCGUCGAUUGUUUCUCAGAUUAUCGUCGUCGAUCGAAAAUGCAUUCGACUCACUUGCUUCUCGAAGAACCCAUUAGGAUGGCUUCCAUCCUCGAGCCAUCCAAACCUACUUUCUUCCCUGCAAUGACAAAGAUAGUUGGGACACUGGGUCCGAAGUCGCGAUCUGUGGAGAUUAUUUCUGGUUGCCUUAAGGCGGGGAUGUCUGUGGCACGUUUUGACUUUUCAUGGGGAGACACCGAAUAUCACCAAGAGACUCUAGAAAAUCUGAAGAUGGCUGUCAAAAGCACAAAGAAGCUCUGCGCUGUUAUGCUAGACACCGUCGGCCCAGAGUUGCAGGUUGUCAAUAAAAGCGAGAAACCUAUUUUGCUUCAAGAGAGUGCCCAUGUUGUUCUGACACCGGAUCAAGAUGAGGAAGCUUCAUCGGAGUUGUUGCCAAUUAAUUUUACUGGACUAGCAAAGGCUGUGAAUAAAGGUGACACCAUUUUUAUUGGUCAAUACCUGUUCACAGGAAGUGAAACAACUUCUGUUUGGCUUGAGGUAGCUGAAGUUAAGGGAGAAGAUGUGGUUUGCAUGAUUAAGAACUCCGCUACUCUGGCUGGGUCAUUGUUCACAUUGCAUGUUUCUCAAAUUCGUAUCGAGCUGCCUACCCUGACUGAUAAAGACAAAGAAGUUAUAAGCACAUGGGGUGUUCGAAACAAUAUUGAUUUCAUUUCUUUGUCAUAUACCCGUCAUGCUGAGGAUGUUCGCCAUGCCCGUGAUUUUCUUUCUAAGUUGGGUGACCUCCAACAGACUCAGAUUUUUGCAAAAAUUGAAAAUGUAGAGGGCUUAAAGCAUUUUGAUGAGAUCCUUCAAGAAGCGGAUGGCAUUAUUCUUUCUCGUGGGAAUCUGGGCAUAGAUCUUCCACCUGAGAAGGUGUUCUUAUUUCAAAAGUCUGCUGUCUACAAAUGCAACAUGGCUGGGAAGCCUGCAGUGGUUACCCGUGUUGUAGAUAGUAUGACUGAUAACCUGAGACCAACUCGUGCAGAGGCAACUGAUGUUGCAAAUGCUGUCUUGGAUGGAAGUGAUGCGAUCCUUCUAGGUGCAGAAACCCUGCGAGGACUGUAUCCUGUUGAGACCAUAUCUAUUGUUGGUAAAAUUUGUGCUGAGGCAGAGAAGGUUUUCAACCAAGAUCUAUAUUUCAAGAAGACUGUCAAAUAUGUUGGAGAACCAAUGACUCACUUGGAAUCAAUUGCUUCCUCUGCGGUACGUGCGGCAAUUAAGGUGAAGGCUUCUGCUAUUAUUGUCUUCACUUCAUCUGGAAGGGCUGCUAGAUUGAUUGCAAAGUAUAGGCCAACAAUGCCAGUUAUAUCAGUUGUCAUCCCUCGUCUCAAAACAAAUCAACUAAAGUGGAGUUUUACUGGUGCCUUUGAGGCAAGGCAAUCACUCGUAGUUAGAGGCCUUUUCCCCAUGCUCGCAGAUCCUCGACAUCCGGCUGAGUCGACAAAUGCAACAAAUGAGUCGGUUUUGAAGGUUGCACUAGAUCACGGUAAGGUUUCUGGUGUGAUCAAGUCGCAUGAUCGUGUUGUUGUGUGCCAGAAAGUUGGGGAUUCUUCAGUUGUGAAGAUUAUUGAACUGGAAGACUAGAUGCUGAUUUGUUUGAUCACCACCUUUUUGAAUUUUAUUUAUAUUUACUUUCGCUGCUUUCUUCCCAGUUUUAAAUGAAAUGGUGGUGGGUCACUGAGCCUUGAUCUGAGGCACCAAACCCAUGUUCUAGAUUAUAAGCCAAUGGGCAACACUUGUAUUAAGAGUGUAUACUGAGGCAAUCAUUUAAUGCAAAAUUUGAAGCUUGUGGUGGCAAUGCAAUGUGGCA